AUGAGCUACCUACUGCUGCACAGCCGUCGGCUUUGGUUGCCGCUAGUGCUCUACGCCUGCUACUACUCACUGUCGGCGUACCUCAAUCCAGUGCAGGCGGGUCUGUACGCGACGGUUAGUGUCGUGGCACAGCGACUAAGUGUGCAGGGCCGCCGGAACAAGGUUCACAAGGACAUGACCGGCUACACGUGCGUGGUGACAGGCGGCACAAGCGGCAUCGGUCUCUACACGGCGAUGCAGCUGCUGGACAUGGGAGCUCACGUGAUAAUCGCUGCGCCGUCGGGACAGGAAAAGGCGACAAGGGCCUUUUUUCAGCAACAGUGCCGUUCAACUCCGGUUGAAACCGCAUCAGACGCGUCGUCGCCAUCGUCCACCUCUUCCCUUGCUUCUCCUGGAUGCGAGCCUCUCGCGAAGCGCGUCACCUUCAUCGAUAUGGACUACAUGGACCAGCUAGAGGUGGUGGCGGCUGCCGCGCGCAUCAAGGCCCUUGCUCACGACCGCAUCGACCUCCUCGUGAACUGCGCGGGUGUGUGGAAGGAGGAGCCCACCGUGACGAAGCAAAAGAUCGAGGAGCACAUCGGCGUCAACUUCCUCGGGCCGUUCCACUUAACCGAGGCGCUGCUCCCGUCCCUGCGCAAGUCGCCGCAUCGGUGCGGUCGCGUCGUGUAUGUCACGUGCGCCUCGCACAACGGCGUGUCCAGGGGGAAUGUGGUGCGGGAUCGCAUGAUGCUGCUGCCGAAGCCGAACGAGUCGCAGAUCACCGCGCGAUGCUACAGCGCGUCGAAGCUCGGCAACAUUUACCACGCCCAGUCAAUUGCGAACCGCCGCUAUGAAGGCAUCCCGCUGAACCGCCAGAGCGAUCUGCACCCCGUCGAUGUAUGCUGCGCUGACCCGGGCUUCUGCUUCACCUCACUGCAGCAGGCGAACUCGGACCCAUUCCUUGGCAACAGCACCAUCGCUCGCACGCUGAGGUCUCUGUGGAUAAAGGAUGCGUACGAUGGAAGCCAAACCGUCUUGAACUGCUGCGUGCGCGACACAGUCGAGAAUGGCGGCUACUACGCCGAGUGCACGCUGAUGCCAAGCGGACUCAGCAAGCGCGCGCAAGACCCAAAGAGCCGCGAUGAUGUAGUGCACUGGGCAAUGGCAAAGACGAUCGCCAAGUACUACACCGUACGGCCAGAGUAG
Leishmania braziliensis MHOM/BR/75/M2904 is the source of this 1185-nucleotide messenger RNA. RefSeq names its product putative short chain dehydrogenase/reductase. The transcript has a single exon. NCBI's taxonomy places the organism in Eukaryota, Euglenozoa, Kinetoplastea, Trypanosomatida, Trypanosomatidae. Bases 1 to 1185 code for a protein of 394 amino acids. The record is from RefSeq and is a predicted model, not a curated record.